Trichoderma asperellum CBS 433.97 is the source of this 2298-nucleotide messenger RNA. NCBI's taxonomy places the organism in Eukaryota, Fungi, Ascomycota, Sordariomycetes, Hypocreales, Hypocreaceae. The record is from RefSeq and is a predicted model, not a curated record.
AUGAAUCCAAGAACGCCACAUUUAUGCGAUAUCACGAAUAAUACUUUUGGUAACAAUACUACGAUCCAUCAAGGCGAUAUCCACAACCACGACGGCCACGCGCGUGGUCAGGCAGACCCUUGCUUAGCAGACUUACGAAUCACCGAUCCCCGCGAUGACAAGACGCGCAUCGAAGAAACUAAAGGCGGCCUACUUAAGGACUCAUACCGCUGGAUCCUCGACCAUGCCGACUUCCAGAUGUGGCAAAACGAUCCACAGUGUCGGCUACUCUGGAUUAAAGGGGACCCUGGUAAGGGAAAGACCAUGCUGCUCUGCGGUAUUAUCAAUGAACUAGAGAAGCUUGCAGCAUAUCGCCUAUCAUACUUCUUUUGCCAGGCCACUGAAACAAGACAAAGAAGUGCGACGGCUGUGCUGCGUGGGCUUAUCUACGGUCUUGUUAUUCAACAACCAUCGCUUAUCUCUCAUGUGCGAGAAAAAUACGAUCACGCAGGCAAACAGCUAUUUGAAGAUAUAAACGCCUGGACAGCUCUAUCUAAGAUCUUAAAGGCAAUACUUAAUGAUCCCUGUCUUAAAGAUGUGGUCUUGAUCAUUGACGCGCUCGAUGAGUGCAUAGAAGAACUUCCACGCCUUCUUAACCUUUUGAGAGAGACUUCCUGUCGUAACUGGCCUGUCAUUGAGGAUAGACUCAAAAAUGCUGAGCAGAAGAUCAGUCUAUGUCUCGAGCUGAAUGAGGAUUCCAUAUCCGCAGCUGUUCAAACUUAUAUUCAUUAUAAGGUGAAUCUUCUAGCGGAAGAGAACAGCUAUAAAAAUAAGAUACGAGAAGAGACCGAGCGCUACUUACUUUCUAACGCCAAUGAUACCUUUCUUUGGGUGGCCUUAGUGUGUCAGAAUCUCAACAAUGUCGGUAGCCGGAAGGUACAGAAAAAGCUGAAAACUUACCCACCUGGUCUUAAUUCUCUUUAUGAGCGGAUGCUAGACCAGAUACUCAAAUUAGACGACGACGACGAUGUGUGUCUCUGCAGAAACGUCCUUGCUAUAGUAUCGACAGUCUACCGGCCAGUUACCUUGCAUGAACUUCAUUCUCUUAUUGGAAGUCCUGAGGAGUUUUCAGAAGACAUCUCGUUAUUUGCAGAGAUAAUACGUCUCUGCGGCUCUUUUCUUACCAUUCGUGGUGAUACAAUCUACUUUAUCCAUCAAUCAGCGAAAGAUCAUUUGACUACAGAUGAAGCCUGGUCAACUAUCUCUCCUUCUAGCGCAAACGAUAUUCAUUACACUAUAUUUUCUCAAUCGCUUCAAUCUAUGAAUGCCACGUUACGACGUGAUAUCUACUGCUUGGGAACUCCCGGAUACCCUAUCAGCCACGUCCAACAACCCAAUCCAGAUCCCCUGAUCGCCGUACGGUACUCAUGCGUGUAUUGGAUUGACCAUCUCUGCGACUACAACAUUGGCGAUCAUAUUAAGGGUGCUCUCCAAGAGGGAGGCUUAGUUGAUGUAUUCCUGCGUUAUUAUUUUCUCCACUGGUUGGAGGCAUUAAGUCUUCUGCAAAGCAUGUCAGAAGGCACCCUUGGCAUAGCAAAGCUUACAAACCUACUUGCAGAACAAACGCCUGGGAGCCAAGUAUUAAGCUUGGUACAAGAUGCCAGAAGAUUUACUCUUCGAAAUAAAUGGGUGAUUGAAUCUACGCCGCUGCAAGUAUAUGCGUCUGCUCUUAUCUUUAGCCCUCUACAGAGUAAAAUUAGAAAAAUAUUCAAGGAUGAAGAGCCGUCAUGGAUGUUAAUAAAGCCAGCUGUGGAAGCAGGCUGGGAUGCCUGUCUGCAGACUCUAGAGGGCCAUAAAGACUUGGUAGGAUCGGUGGUCUUCUCACCGGAUGGCCAGCGGCUCGUCUCAGCUUCAGACGAUAAAACAGUCAGAGUAUGGGAUGCAAACUCAGGCGCCUGUCUGCAGACUCUAGAGGGCCAUAAAGACUUGGUAAGAUCGGUGGUCUUCUCACCGGAUGGCCAGCGGCUUGCCUCAGCGUCAUACGAUAACACAGUUAGAGUAUGGGAUGCAAACUCGGGCGCCUGUCUGCAGACUCUAGAGGGCCAUGAAGGCUCGGUAACUUCGGUGGCCUUCUCACCUGAUGGCCACUAUGGCCACUAUGGCAUAAGCUCUGACAAAACAUGGAUUACAAAAGAUAACAAGCCUCUGGUUUGGCUGCCUGUAGAGUAUCGACCAACUGCAUCAGCUGUGUUUGGAGCUACAGUUAUUAUCGGGUGUAGUUCAGGUCGGGUAUUAGUAAUGGGGUUUUCUAUAGACUAG